Brassica rapa (field mustard) is the source of this 1600-nucleotide messenger RNA. RefSeq names its product transcription factor bHLH168-like. Gene Ontology annotation, molecular function: RNA polymerase II transcription regulatory region sequence-specific DNA binding; protein dimerization activity; DNA-binding transcription factor activity, RNA polymerase II-specific. NCBI's taxonomy places the organism in Eukaryota, Viridiplantae, Streptophyta, Magnoliopsida, Brassicales, Brassicaceae. The record is from RefSeq and is a predicted model, not a curated record. Gene Ontology annotation, biological process: regulation of transcription by RNA polymerase II. Gene Ontology annotation, cellular component: RNA polymerase II transcription regulator complex.
AUAUACUUUCUAGCAGCUCAUCACUGGACCAAAGCUUAUAUAGUUUAAGUACUCGGAUAAAAAAUAUAUACCAUGUAGCCAAGGUCCUAGAAAUGUCCAUAUAUUUUACCUUGCGGAUGAAUAAUCUAUUUUCGUAAACUUUAGUAUGUCGAACUUCGAAGAGUGAAAAUUACAAGUAAAAGUGAAAUUUACUUAGUAGACAAUAAUAAUUAAGCACGUUAUUAAGUAGUGUGUAAGCUCAUGGACGCAAUCACAAGUACCAUGAAUUUCUUUGGAAAUACGUCAGUUUCCUUUAAACUUCCCAGCUCUUUCUAUCAAAAUUGAGAUUUGCGACUCUCAUCUGUCGCUCUCUCAUUAUGUCUUUAUAUAUAUAGAGUGAUGAGAUUGGGUUGAAAAGAGAGAAACAAAGUAACAGAAAAGCUUUAAAAAGGCAAAAAAAAAUGAGGAGGCAGAGGGGAAGAGAAUUAGGAGAAGGAAGCUCAAUGUCGUGGAAGGAACAGCGAAACCUCAGAGAGAAAGAGCGACGAAUGCGCAUGAAACAUCUCUUCUUUACACUCUCUUCUCAUGUUUCUCCCACUCAUAGGUUGCCGGUGCCUCAGCUUAUAGACCAUUCGGCAUCAUACAUGAUCCAAUUAAAAGAGAAGGUAAAUAAAUUGAGGGAGAAGAAAAAGACUUUGUUAGGAGAAGUUGGGAAUCACUCUGAAGGGUCGUCGUUUAAUCUGCCGAAACUCAGUAUUUGUUCGCGGGGCUCGAUCAUAAAAAUGAAUCUGAUUAUGGACCUGAACAUGAAAAGAGUGAUGCUACAUGAGCUUGUUAGUGUUUUUGAAGAAGAAGGAGCUUAAGUUAUGAGUGCUAAUCUUCAAAACUUGAAUGAUAGGAUCACUUACACAGUCACAGCUCAGGCCAUCAUAUGUCGGAUCGGCAUCGAUCCAUCAAGGAUAGAAGAGAGAUUAAGGGAUAUCAUCUUUUGAUAAAAAAAUUUAAAGCAUUAUUCUAAAUCUCGAGUUAUUAGCCUAUGCGCAAUGUUGUUUAUUUUUUAACUGAAAAAAAAAACAAUGUAUAAGUUUUUAGGGUGUGUUUUUACGGGUUUACCAAUGUAUAAGUUUUUUAAACCAGAUAUGAGUAUUCUUUUUAUAUGUUGUUUUCAGUUCGGUUAUGUUAGCAUGCGUAAAACCUUUUAACGGAAAUUAGUCGAUGAUAAGUAAAUGCAUAUUUUUAUUUGAGUAAUUUGUAUAUAUCGAUAAAAAUUAUUAAAACACACACAAUUCUCCAAAAAACCAAGAAGCUAUUAGACAACGACUGCUGCCUCUCUAGUAAACUCUGAUGUUUAAGCAUACAUCAUACAUCUUUAAAAUGCAUGAAAAUAUUACAAAGAAAUUGUUAUCCAAUCUUCCUCUAUGGUGUACUUAUAUUUUUAUUUCAUAAAUAUACAAACUACAUGUUUGUUCAGUUUUAUAACUCUUUUCAGUCGAACAAAAAUAAAGUUUACUUAAAAAUCACAAAACAAGUACUUUGAAUUUUGAAUUUAUAUUAGAAGAACUAGAAAAAUGUAAAGGAGAAGACAAAAAAAAAACGAAUAAUGUAAAGGAAAAAACAUAAA